AUGGCCGAAGUAGCACAGUCCGCAACGUCCUCCCCUUGGGAGAAGACAACCAAGGACAACGGCACCAACAACAACAAGGAUCAGGAAGAAUACUUCCGCGAGAUCCAGGCCGGCGAUAAGUCACGGGCCCAAAGCGACGUCGGCAGCAAAAAGGACGCCGCUGCCUCAGAGGUCGCUGACGGGGCCAAGAAGGAUCUGCCUACUGAUGAAGAUGACCAAGUGCCGGCCGAGGAGCUGACGCCUGAGGAUGCCGUCGACUCGCGUAGCAGAGUUGAUAGCAAGGUCGAUAGCAAUGUCGACGCCGAAGGCGAUGGCGACAGCGGUGUCGACAUGGACAAGCACGACCUUGAUGAGGUUGAGCCCGAGCCCAUGAGCGAGACCAGCACGGAGAGGAUCAAGAAGACCGCCGAGGACGGAAGCAGCAACAACCCGUUGGCAGCCUUGGACCAGGACAAGAGCGCGCUCGGCAAGGUCACCGGUCAGCUGGGUGAUGCCGCUGAGCCCGUAACGGAGACCGCUCAGGAUGCGACCAGCAAGGUCGGCGACAUCGCCAAGGACGCCGGAAGCAAAGUCGGCGAUGCCACUAGCAAGGUCGGUGAAGCUACAGGUCUGGCCGGGAGCCAGGCCGACGAGGCCACCAGCCAAGUGGACUCUAAGUUAGGUAACGGCGAGCAGAAGCUCGGCGAAACCACCGAGGCUGGCAAAGAGAAGAUUGGCGAGACCACGGAAGCCGCCGAGGAGAAGCUAAAUGAGGCUGGCGAGAAGGUCGACGAGACGAAAGAGGAUACUGAAGAGAAACUUGACGACGCCACCAAGGACGGCGAGCAAAAGCUCGGCGAAACUACAGAAGCUGGCCAAGAGAAGCUUGACGAGGCCGGCGAGAAGGUUGACGAGACGAAGGAGGAGGGAGAAGGGAAGCUCGACGAGACUGCCGAAGCUGGUGAGGAGAAGCUCGACGAGGCUGGCGAAAAGGUCGACGCGACGAAAGAAGAUGCUGAAGAUAAGCUUGACGACGCCACCAAGGACGGCGAGCAAAAGCUCGGCGAAACUACAGAAGCUGGCCAAGAUAAGCUUGACGAAGCCGGCGAGAAGGUUGACGAGACGAAGGAGGAGGGUGAAGAGAAGCUCGACGAGGCCGGUGAGAAGAUUGAGGAGGAGGCCGACAAGGUCGACUUCUCGAUCCUCAAGGGUGGCAAGGUCAAUAAGGGCGGCAACGUCGUCAACGGCGACGGCAAGGUCAUUGGCCGUAUCAAAGAGGGCGUUAUGGCCCACCUCGUCGGCAAGAGGGUCGACGAGGAGGGCGCCAUCUGGAACGACAGUGGCGAGAUCAUUGGUCGGGCCGAGCCGAUUCCCAAGGACGAGCUUGAGACCAUGACCAAGGAAUCCGGCCCGUUCGAGGCCUUCCCCGACGCUACCGUCAACGCCAAAGGUAUGGUCGUAUUCAACGAAGAGGAGAUCGGCAAGGUCAUCGAGGGCGACAUCAAGAAGCUCCGCGGCAUGAAGGUUGACCCCGACGGCGACAUCCUAGACCGCAGCGGGAACGUUGUCGGCAAGGCUGAGCGCUGGGAGCCCGAGCCCGAACCUGAAGCCGAACCGGAACCCGAGGUCGACCGCUCAAUCCUGGCUGGCAAGCGUGUCAACAAGGCCGGCAACGUCGUUGACAGCAGCGGUACCAUCUUCGGCCGCGUUGUUGAGGGCGACCCCAAGCGCAUGGUCGGCCGUAUGUGCGACAAGAAGGGCAACAUUCUCAGCGAGAGCGGCGACGUUAUCGGCCGCGCCGAGAUUGUGACCGAGGGCGAGCGUGAGGGCUCCAAGGAAGGUCCCUUCGCCGAGCUCGAGGGUCUCACUGUCCGCAAAGAUGGUAUGGUCGUCACCCCAGGCGGCGAUGUUGUCGGUCGCCUGACCAAGGGCGACGGCAAGACAUUGGCCGGUCGUAGCGUCGAUGAAGAUGGCGAUGUGUGCGACAAGAACGGAAACGUCCUUGGCCACGCCGAACGCUACGAGGAGCCUGAGGUCGAGAAGAAGAAGAACCCUCUUUCUGGCCGUCGUGUCAACAAGGAGGGUAACGUCGUCGACGCAGAUGGCAACCUCGUUGGCAAGCUCACCAGCGGCAACCUCAGCAUCUGCUCUGGCAAGGAGAUCGAUGACGAUGGAGACGUCGUCGACGGCAAGGGCACCACCAUUGGUCACGUUUCUCUGCUUGAGGAUAUCCCUCCGGAGCCAGUUGAGGAAAAGUCCCCUGAGGAGAAGGCCAAGGAGGAGCAGACCGAGAAGGACAAGGAGCUUGCCAAGAAGAUGAGCAUGCUUAUCGAGGGCGUUUUGGAGAAAAUCAAGCCCAUCUGCGCCAUGAUCAACAGCAAAAUCGAGAAGGCUGAGCGUACUCCCAAGGACGAGCUUGACGAGGAAGCUCUUGUCAAGGACGUAAGGCCCCUGAUUGAGGAAGGUGGCAAGAUCCUUUCCGAGGCCAACGGUGGCAUCCGUGGCCUCGACCCCGAUGGACGCAUCCAGGCCAACGCCAAGCACAAGACAGCCAGCCGUGAAGCUACUCCCGAGGAGUACCACCUGGCGGAGAACCUCAAGGAGCUGACCGGCACCGUCACCAAGUGCAUCGAGGAUGCCAAGAAGAAGCUUGAGGGCAUGCCACACGCCAAGAAGGAGCUCAACCCACUUUGGGGACUGUUGGCCGAGCCUCUCUUCCAGAUCUUGGCCGCUGUCGGUCUGUUGCUCAACGGCGUCUUGGGACUUGUUGGUCAACUGCUGAGCGGUCUUGGUCUUGGUGGUCUUGUCGAUGGUCUACUAGGUGGUCUCGGUAUCAAAAAGAUCCUCGCUGGAUUUGGUCUUGGUACGUUGACUGAUUCUUUGACUGGCCAAAACCAGAAGAAGAAGAAUGGCGGCGGCGGCGGUGGCGGCCUCCUUGGUGGCCUUCUUGGUUAA
Molecule: messenger RNA, 2934 nt
Organism: Pyricularia pennisetigena
Lineage: Eukaryota; Fungi; Ascomycota; Sordariomycetes; Magnaporthales; Pyriculariaceae
Exons: 2
Coding region: 1-2934 (977 amino acids)
Source: RefSeq, a predicted model, not a curated record